GAAGUCACUCUCACUCAUAGUGAAUGUACGAUCUGUUUCAGUAGUGCUCUUAAGAUCUACGCGCAAUCGGUAGUUAUUCAUAAAGGAGUAAUAUAUAUAUUACUUUUAACACUAAUAUAAAGGACUUUUAUCUUAGUGAAAAUGCGCAUCUUUGCAUUUAUACCACUCCUGUUAUGCGGAGGCGUAUUUAUUGCUGAGACAACAGCUAGAAGAGUGCGAUUAGAACAAUCCGAUGAAGAUGAUCAAGAAACGGUUAGUUAUUAUGCUGCAGAACCUCAAGAAGAUCAAAGACAGGUUGUUUUAGUAUCUUCAGCAGACAGAUAUAAUGGUCUAUAUGGACAACAAGCAGCUUCUCCAAGAAGUAUCGAGAGUAAUUACAUACCACGAGGCUCUGCCAGAGCCAAUGAAGGUAGAACUAAGGAGUCCAAGGCACCGCCAGUACAAACUAUUAGAAAUUACAACAAAGUCAACGAUGACGGUUCUUUUACUUUUGGAUAUGAAGCCGCUGAUGGGAGUUUUAAAGAAGAAACAAGAGGUACUGACUGUGUGGUGAGAGGUAAAUACGGUUACGUCGAUCCUGAUGGAAACAAAAGAGAGUUCACUUACGUUUCCGGUAACCCUUGCGACCCAAACGCUCCAAAGGAAGAGGACGAAAACGACAAGGAAACUGAAGUUGAGAACGAAAAUGUUCCACAAAAUUAUCCUACUAGACCUAUUCAACAAAUUCGAAGACCUUCGAUUAAUCAAACACCUAAGCCACCAGUAACUUUGUUCCAAAAUGACUACUCACAUGACGAAGAAGAAGAGCCAGAGCCAGAACAGUUAUUAAGAGUUACUCCACAACCACAGCAUGUUCGUCGUCCAACUUAUAUUUCCCGUCCCCAGUAUGUAUCUCAACCUACAGAAGAUUCAGAGCUCGAUAGACCAAGCUAUCGCCAACAAGUUAUCUCUAGCACCACGCCUUCUUCGGUAAUUUAUAGAACCUCUUCUCAUCCAGUGACAAUAACCCCAAGGCCAAUAAAUACCACUCCUACUCAAAGACCACAACUUCCAGCUACUACCUAUAGGCCACAACUAGUACAAGUGAAUGUAACUCCAAGACCAAAUCCAUUGUUAUACACGAAACAGAUACAGUCAACUUUACAACCAGCAAUUUCACCAGAAAAAAAUGACUUCGAAGCCGAGUUCCAGAGAUUCCAACAAGAGAAUAACAUCGUUUCCCCGACUCCUACACCAUUCACUGUUAGAACCACAACAGCUAAACCUCAAUCUUCAGCCAACCCAGGUCAGAUUUACACAAGCGCUUUAGUAUUCGAUCCUUCCAGUGGACAGUACAACAACCAAAUAUAUCAAUCUCUACCUCAAUCCGACGGCGAUUUCCUGUUGAAACAAAGAAUACAACCUUACGUACAGAGACCUCGUCCACAGGUUUUAAAUAUUCAGCAACUACAACAACAAAGUCCUUUGUAUUCCCAAACAGUCAGAACUCAACCCGUACCUCAGGCUGCCUAUCAAGCACAACAGUCGGAGAUACAGUUUCAAAAUUCAGCUCAACUAUUUGCUCAGCAACAACAAGCUAGACGGCAACAAGAACAGCAGCAACAACAACAACAACAGCAUUCGCAGAGACAGCAAGUCAGGCCACAUUCUCAACAACUUUACUACCUUCAACCCUCUGAAGGAGGAUUAGCGUCAAGUCAGCUAGACGCGUUCCUUAGGGGUCACAAUAUUCAGUUUUAGAUUUUACUAAAUGAAGCUGUGACAAAAUAGGGCCAUCGAGAAGAAGAGAAAUAUCAAUUGAGAAAAUACAAGUUUAGUUUGAUAUGAUCUAGUUGUUAGUGGGAAAAAUUAUGUCAUAAAUACCGUUUCUAGUCGCAGUUGACAAGGUCAAAGUUGUAAAACAUGUUUAUUACUAUGCUUCUCGAAAGCUCUAAAUUGUUCCAUGGAGUUAUCCUCGGAUACUAAUUUGCUGCAUUGAAAAAUGUGUAUUUUUCAUAUUUUCCAAAAUAUUUAUAUUAGAAUUGGUACAUUAUAUCUUUUUAUGCCUUUCCAUUUUUUUAUUCAAGGGGUUUAAUGUAUUUAGAUAUAGAUAUAACGUAUUGGUAGAUGAUCAAGUUAAUCGAAAAUCAUUAUAGACACAUUUAACUAUAUGUAAAAAGAUCGUAAUUUUUAUUUAUAUCAUUUACAUAAUAAAAGAUGAUAGCGAUUUUGGAAAAUAUUUUUGACUAACUCGAUCAAAUACUUCAAAUACAUGAUAGUUUUAGGCUCAAUUAUUAAUUUAUGGUGUAUUGAUAAGAAAUUUGGUUCUUUACUUGAUUGAAGUCGAAACAUUGUAAUAAAUUAUCUAAAAAUUGCGUUAAUAAUGUCACAAAAUCUCGAUAAAUCAAACUUAUUUUUUAAUUUCGAACUUUAAAGUUGUAAAUUCCGUUCAUGUUUCUAAUGUGUACGAUGAUGUAUAUAUGGUAAUGUAUGGAAUAAUAUUUGUUAAAAUAAAAGUAUUUAUGUUUA
This is a messenger RNA of Diorhabda sublineata, 2508 nucleotides long. Its product is annotated as transcription factor SPT20 homolog. The record is from RefSeq and is a predicted model, not a curated record. Bases 142 to 1740 code for a protein of 532 amino acids. NCBI's taxonomy places the organism in Eukaryota, Metazoa, Arthropoda, Insecta, Coleoptera, Chrysomelidae. Gene Ontology annotation, cellular component: chitin-based extracellular matrix. Gene Ontology annotation, molecular function: structural constituent of chitin-based larval cuticle. The transcript is spliced from 9 exons.